AUGAUUCGUCGUGCUAGCAGCCCUAUGCAGUUCGUCUUAGAACAUGCCAUGUCGUGCUAUACCACGGUGUAUGAUGUAUCCGGUUGGGUGAAGCAGGCUCGACCUUGCGAAAGUGGAGCCUCAGUUCGACCACUACUGCUGUCAAGCAAAAGGUAA
This is a messenger RNA of Angiostrongylus costaricensis, 156 nucleotides long. NCBI's taxonomy places the organism in Eukaryota, Metazoa, Nematoda, Chromadorea, Rhabditida, Metastrongylidae. The record is from the annotation of a GenBank genome assembly.